Scleropages formosus (Asian bonytongue) is the source of this 4581-nucleotide messenger RNA. RefSeq lists its product as uncharacterized. NCBI's taxonomy places the organism in Eukaryota, Metazoa, Chordata, Actinopteri, Osteoglossiformes, Osteoglossidae. Bases 1217 to 4285 code for a protein of 1022 amino acids. Gene Ontology annotation, biological process: positive regulation of Rho protein signal transduction. Gene Ontology annotation, molecular function: guanyl-nucleotide exchange factor activity. The record is from RefSeq and is a predicted model, not a curated record. The transcript is spliced from 8 exons.
UUAUUUAGCAGCUCUGGUGCUUUUACCAGCAUAUGGCGAACAUGGACAGACUCCAGUUGCAAAUAGGAAUGGUGGUUGGAAGUCGAUGCUCAUGGACAGGGAAAGACAGGCGCUUCGCAGGAUAGUGUUUCCGUUAUUUUGCGCAGGCCUGCAUGUGUUAGCAGGAAAUCCAGCCGCCUGGGCUGACCUCUGCGCCGCAUUAGCUCACUGGGUGCUUCUACACGCCAAGCGCUCAGAUUAAAAAGUGUUUCAUGUCUUGCCGUCACACCGAGGAGCUGUUUGGAACGCAAGCCUUAGCAGGAGGAGCGCGCACACACGCACACCAUCGCACUCGACGGCCUGGCUUUGUGCUGCUCCAGGAGGGGAGGCUGAGCCGUAGCGCCCGCCGUGGCCCAGCGGUUGCGUGAAUAGCACGUGAGCGUCAGCGAUUCCUAGAGAUGCGGUGGAGCCGUGCGACGCGGAAACUCAUGAAUUACACAUGAGGGGACGCGUUUAUUUCUAGGGGGAUGGGUCGCGCUCACGGUCUGGAGUGGAACGGCAGUCUCGUGUCGGCGUGUGUUUAGCGCGCAGCAAAGCUCGAGUUAUUUUGCCCUUGAAACGCCAUAUAAGGGCAAUCCUGUAAGUCACCACGGUAAAGUACAGUACAGCACAGGCGAAUCCAGUGUCGUCUUUUUGCUGGGUAGACGGAAGAUGUGUGUCCAGGCAAAGGUCACUUACUGCGGUGAAGAGGCAGACUACCAUCCUCUGUCCUCACAAUUGCGUAUAUGGGAGACGGCAGCAAUUUGUACCGAGUUAUAGCUUUUGUUGAAGUUUAUUAUAACAUUCCGAAACCUGCGAAACGUUGUCGUCGGAUUACCUUACUCCAGGGUGUGCCCCUCGCAGCCUUGGGCCUUGUGAUUCUGGGAUAGGCUCCGGACCCCUACGACCCCGACCAGGGCGAGCAGUCGGCAAGAGUGAGCGAGUGCAAUUCCUCUGAUUUGCUGUCAUGUUUACCUUUCAGAUGCUCUGCUUCUUUUCCAGUUUAUCAUGGCUGAGGCUGCAGGACUCUGGGUUUUACACAUUAAAACUCCCGCUGGUCUGAACCACUGAGGACGGGGACACCAGACGCGUCCUUUGCGCUGAGCCGUGCAGCUUCGGGACCGCAAGAGAGACCAAAGCAAACGCUCGCAGUCUUGCCUGAGAUGGGGACUCGAGUCGCGGAGCUCGCCGCUGGAGGAUGCGGGGCUCUUCAGCCCUGAUGUCUGAUGUGAAGGACCCACCAUGUGACCUUUCAGCGGUGGCCCAGCCUGCUGGCCGCAGCCACCCCUUGGAGGAGCAGAGUCUGUCUGAGCUGGCAGCUCCUCCACCUGCUGCAGGUGACCCUCAGUCGUGCCUCCCCAGCCGUGAUGCUUUAGCCUUAUCCAAGUGCCAGGGGAUGCCGGGGCAGUGUCCUAUGGUGCCUCGCUGCCACAGCAAUGCCCUGCUUAACAAACGGGGUCUCAAGGAUGGCUCCAGCAGCGGUGUGCCCCCCCUGAAAACCCCAAUGGAAGGUCCUUCGCACUGUGUCAGCACAAGCAGCCGACUCUGCUACAGCACGGAGAGCCUGCAUCGUGCUGCCAUCUCGGACCCCGGUCUUUUGGGCGGCCCCAACAUGCGUGUGGAGGGAGACUUUGUCUUACACUGCAGCACCACCAGCAGCACAGCCAAGGUCUUGCACCCAUGGUGGGGGUCAUCAAAGCAGGACCCGGGACUCUGUGCUCCCUUUUUGAACGUGGUCACGCCUUGGAAGCUGUACGGGAAGGAUCCUCCAGCACCGCAGAUGAGCGAGCAGGUCACACAAAGGGGGCAACUCUGCCGCCGGAGGAGUUUGCCCAACCUACUCGUACUCCUGCCAUCUACAUGGGAAGCUGUCAAGAGGGCAGAGUCUGGCACUGCCGUGUCCCCAUCUCCAAAGGACCGCAGCGCACGAAAAGGCCCCGCAGAAGGGAUGUCAGAGAGCGAGCAGUCGCCAGUGUGCCAGCUGGACAGCCCGAUGCUCAAGGAGUUCAAAAGGAUCAUGCAGAACGAGAUGGAGUGUGUCAGCCGUGCCAAGACCCAGCAGCAUGAGGACCCUUCCCGGGAGUCCCCUUGCCGUGGAUACAGCGGGAGUGGGAGUGGGUGCGGGACCCUGGACGCUGGACCAACAAGUGGUGUCUGUUGGACUGAAAGCAAAGACAACAUGGCUGUUCCCAUAUGCUUCAGCCCCAGUCCCCGGCCCCAAGAGACACAGGUAGGAGACUCGGCGCAAAGCACACAUACGGAGCCAUCAUGCCUCACCCGUCACCCCCUGUGGGGGAGCUUGGAAGCAACACCCUCCUGCUGCCCCUCCCUUCUUCUGGACAGUACGGAUUUGUCCCGAUACGGAGCCAAGAUCUCCAAGAUUAAGGAUGGGUUCAUUGGCUCAGCUCUUGACCUCAUAAAGAAGAGCUGCACUGCAGAACUUGCAGCCGAGGCCUCUGCCUGGCAGUCACGUGAUCAGGAGGGUACCACCAUCACCGGUUCCCGUCCGGAUUGUCAGUCGGAUGUGGUUUCCAUGACGACAUCAGCCUGCAGCGCAGAAGCACGGAGCGAGCCAGGCGGAGGAGCUAUGUCUGCGAGAUGUCGCUCUGCUGUGGCCUGCAGGCGCUCCAGCUCAGAUGCUGCCACUCAGCCAGCGGAGUCGGUGAGAGGCCAGCGUGGGCGAAGGCUCCGCCCCCACCUUAGUGACCCCAUGCCAGCCGAUGCUACCAAGCGCAAAGAGCUCGAGAUCAAGAUCGCCGCAGCCAGUUUUCCUUCCCAGCGCAGUGUCAAGGCGGGUGAAAGCAUGCCUGAAGUUGAGGGCCAGUUGCGGAAGAAACCUGGACGUCUGGACUUGGCCAAUGUGCCACAACUUCGCUGGAGCAACUUGAGCAACCGGAGCAGCAAUAGAAAAGUGGUGGGGCUGGCUGAUGAGUGUGAGGGAGAUAUGGAGUCACAGCACACCGACAUCAGCUCAACCUAUGCUCAGAAGAGGGCCAGUGCUUCUCUCUUGACCUGGGAAGUCCAGCAGCCAUGCUCAGACUGUGGCCAGUGCGAGCCAACCCAGAGCAACAGCAUGUGUGACAAGUGCUCAAAGCGGCGCAUGGAGCGCAAGGAGGCCAUCUUGGAGCUCCUCAACACCGAGUGCAGCUAUGGCGAAGACCUGCGCAUCAUUUACGAGGAGUUCUACAACCCCAUGCAGAGUGCCAGCCUGCUCACCACCGACCAGCUCUCUGUGGUCUUUGGCAACGUGCAGGAGCUCAUCAGCGUGAAUGAAAAGUUCACCGAGCGUCUGCAGCACAGCAUCGAUCAGGCCUUUGACCAGGGUGACGAGGAUCUCCUGACAGUGUGCAUCGGGGACAUCUUCCUGGAGUUUGUCAGCAUGCUACCUGCCUUCCAGACCUACUGCUUGCAACAGUCCACCUCCGUCAACAUGCUGAACACUCUGGAGAAGGAGAAGGAGCUUCUCAGAAUUUUUCUGGACGCUUCCCAGAAUGACAACACAGCACUGCGGCGCAUGAACCUGCGCUCCUUCCUGAUUGCACCACUGCAGAGGGUUACCAAGUACCCCUUGCUGCUCAGCCGCAUUGGCAAGGCCACCACCAAGAACCACCCAGACCACACCCGCUUACAGGAGGCCAAGAGUCAUGUGGAGUCCCACCUGGAGCACAUCAACAUGAAGACUAGGCAAGAGGGCACUAACUGGUCGCUUCGCUCCUUCCGUAGGGAUAGUCGCAGGAACCGUGAGGCCCCCAAUGUGGAGAUGCGGGAGGUGUCCUUAAAAGUGGUGGGCUGGACCCGGGAGAGCACUCGUUUUGUGAUGGAAGGGCCUCUGCAGCUGUCGCAACCCACCGAUGGCCAGUGGGUGAAGAAAGGCAGCCGGGCCCUCAAGUUCCAGAAUGUGCAGAGCCUGUUGAUGGUGUACACUCCACGAGUGAGCGAGGGUGCCCUGGAAAGUGGAGAUCCCCUGGAGCUCGUGAGGGAUGGUGUUCUGGUGCUCAUCAAAGACAAGAGUGGUGGCAAGUUUGCCGUGCUCCGAGAGCCUAUUCGUCUCAGCAAGUGUGUGGUGUCCGUCAACCCUGACUGCGAUGACACAUUUGAACUGCUGGAGAUUCCCCGUGAAGCUUUUGUCUUCCGCGCCGCAGACAAGGCCCGAACACAGCAGUGGUUCCGACAGAUUAAGAGGUACUCUUGUGAUUUGGGCCCCUGGCGGAAGAGACGCAAUGCCCUCCCUAACAUUAUGACAAACACUGCGCAGAACCGGUCCUGAGGCACCCGGUAUGAGCACUCAGCUUUCUCCAGUCCAAGAACUGUUAAACAGAAAGUCCCCUCAUCCUGAUGCUAAUGUGUGCACUAAAACCUGUCACAGCUACAGAAAGUAGAGAUGGGGCUCAUUCCUCUCUGUGAAGGAAAACAGAUGAUUAUGGGGUUACAAUUCAGUUUUUCUGUACAAAAGCUCAUGCUAUCAAGGAGCAUUUGCCAUCUAGAUACAUGGCGUGCUAAGGGAUGUACAGUACUGUGCAAAAGUUUUACGCACUUGGUUGGGGGAAAAAAGCUGUAAAGUAA